Molecule: messenger RNA, 2361 nt
Organism: Eublepharis macularius
Lineage: Eukaryota; Metazoa; Chordata; Lepidosauria; Squamata; Eublepharidae
Gene: TEX47
Product: testis expressed 47
Exons: 7
Coding region: 64-867 (267 amino acids)
Molecular function (GO): blue light photoreceptor activity; FAD binding
Source: RefSeq, a predicted model, not a curated record
UGAUUUAUUCAUUGCAUCGCAAGUUCCAUCUCUCCAGGUCAGGUUCAUGCAGGCCUGGUGACAAUGUUGGGGUUUAAUGUAGGCACUUCGGCAAUGGGAAAAUACAUGCAAGACGUUGAGAUCUGGGAGAAAACAGAAACCUCACCAUCUGAGAAGAAGGCAAGCUUACUCAGUCAACUUCUCCAUGAGAAGGUGCCCAGUGGCACAGAGGAGGCUAAAUCUCUUCUUCACAGACUGGUUUUCCUGGCUAAGAUCUCCCCACACCUGGCAGAUAAAAGGGAUUUAGCCGAAUACUGGGAACAGCUGUUUGUGAGACUACAACGCUACUACUAUCAGGGUGAGGGGGUCACAGGCCUGCUGCUGUUCUAUCCUGCACACAUUGUCCACAUAUUGGAGUCAUCCAGUGACAUGCUUUACUCUGUCCUGAGGGAUCUAAGAGAUAUAGAGGAGCAGCAGAGAGUAUUGGUCCUGGGAACCAAGAUCCUUGUGAUGUCCCAUAAUAUCCCCUCCCGGCUUUUCCAGCAAUGGAACUACAAAGUACUGAAUAUGCCAGAGACACACCUGAGCUAUGAUUCAGCCCAUGAAGAGCCAGUAGAGGCUAUCAUCUGUGAAUGCCUCGCUACACUCCUGAAACUUGGCAAGCAUCUUCUGAAGUAUCCCAAGAGCCCCCAGAACCUCCCAGACACCAUCCUGGCAAAGGUACCAGAGCUCAUGAUUCCCCAAGACAUCGUCUGCCACCUGCUGGAGUGCCAAGAGUUGCUAACCCCUGCCCAGUACUUGCAUCUUUACGACUCCCCUAUGGACAUCCUCAUGGACUCAGAGAGAGUGUGGCCUUUGCCAGAAUGGGUAAAGCUACAUCUUAAAUGAGCAGCUGCAUGAAAAGGGAACCUGCAUCCCACUGGGAAAUUUAAGGAAGAUCAAGUUCACCAUACCUGGAAAACUGUUACCAGAACACCAAGACAGCAUCCUUGGAAUUUUAACUGCGACCUUCAUGGUGAAAGGGAGCUUCCCCCAUAAUCAUUAGGACAAGCGGGGAAAGAGGUGGUAGUGGUGGUCUGGUUUUGUUAUAGUCACUGUGAAAAUAAUGAAUACAUAGAGUUGCUUUGGAACCUUAGGCCCUAUACAAAUUCUGGAUUGCGCAUCUGUAUGACUGUUUGCAAAGAGAAAUGUGGUUUCAUGUAGAGUUUUGGUAUGGCAUACAUUUCUGCAAGUAAAAAUUAGUCCUACCAUAAUGGUCAGCAGCAGCAAAAACAAACCCAUCUCUAUGGAAGUAGUGGAGUCAAGAAAACAAAAGACAAUGGGCCUAUGUUUAUCCUUACUAUAUCACACAAUUACCUGACCCAGGUGAAACCAUGCUGUCUGGAUCCUAUUCUGCAAGUGGAUGGAAAACAACACUGGUUAAGCAAUCACCUUUUCGCAGCUAGCCAUUUCCCCCCUGCCAUGCCUAUAUAUUAGAUUAAGGUGGGUAGCUUUUCGGUACUGCCCCCCUUUCUAUUUAUUUUUCCCAAAUUUAUCUUCUUAGAAAUCAAAUCCACAAAUCAUCAAUUCAUUUUUUCUCGUCUCAUGCAGAAAGUCAAUAAGGGGUUUCCAAUUAACCAUAAAGGUAAACAAUGUUUUAUCUCUGAUCAGAGCUGUAAGUUUAGCUAUCUCUGCUAACUCCCUCAUUUUCACAAUCCACUCAUCCAUUGAAGGCAAUACUGUAGUUUUCCAUUUUUGCACAUAUUAAAGACUAACCGCCGUUGUCAUAUAUAGAAAUAGGACACCAUGUUUAUUUUCCAGUCCCAACUAAAAGGGUUCUGGUUUAAGUUGUAUAUUGAUCUUCAAAAUUUUCUGUUAUCAUAUGAAUUUGUGACCAAUUUUUUUUUGCUUUAGGACAAGUCCAUCAAAGAUGAUAAAAUGUUCCUUCAUGUUGCUAUAUCUGAAGAAGUGAGCUGUGACUCAUGAUGAAAGCUCAAACACUACCACAUUUUUUUUUUUAGUCUUAUAGGUGCUACUGGACUCUUGCUCUUUUCUAAUGCCUAUGUAUUGUCUCAGUUCUAUAGUUUUUAAAGUCUGAGUUCUGUUGCAGAUACUUCCGAUAAGUCGCACCUGAUAACUUGCAAGGAGUAAUUUGCCUUCCAAAAGCAGCAUUAUUCCACCUACUCAGCUUCACACCCUUGAAUAAGGAGCAUUCAUAGAAAGCUGCAUCAUUUGUUAUCCUUCACGCUUGGUGGAGGUUUACUUUUCAACUUUGUUCUUACAGCCAUGGUUUUCUUUAAAAGGAAGGCAGCAAAUUUGACAUGCAUGUCCACUGAGAAUAACAUACUUUGAAAAGUCUAAAUAGAUAGCUUUAUGUAGAUAGUUCAACUCAAUAUGCUUUUG